This is a messenger RNA of Protopterus annectens (West African lungfish), 15916 nucleotides long. Its product is annotated as mucin-5AC-like. Gene Ontology annotation, molecular function: protein binding. The transcript is spliced from 51 exons. Lineage: Eukaryota; Metazoa; Chordata; Ceratodontiformes; Protopteridae. The record is from RefSeq and is a predicted model, not a curated record. Bases 27 to 15584 code for a protein of 5185 amino acids. Gene Ontology annotation, cellular component: extracellular matrix.
UCAGUUCGGUAUCUGAAUACCAGACCAUGGGCACAAUGGGGCCAAAACAAGGAGUGUCGUUAUGGUUUUUUGCCUUAGCAGUUAUGCAACAUCACUUUGUACUGGGACAACAAGAAAAGUUUUCUGUAACUGGAGAAAGUGUGACACUGAUUUCUCCAAUGACAACUGCUCCAGUCAUGAAAGCUCUGAAUCCAAGUCACAGUGGUCGUGUGUGUAGCACCUGGGGCAAUGUCCACUACAAGACCUUUGACGGAGAUAUCAUUUACUUCCCUGGUACCUGUAAUUACUUAUUUACCUCCAACUGCAAAAACACCUUUGAAGAUUUUAAUAUCCAGAUUACGCAUUCGACAGAUGAAGAACUCCCAACAAUCAGCCGAAUCGCUAUGAAGCUGAGUGGCAUGUUUAUUGAAAUGGCCAAUGCAAUAGUCUCAGUUAAUGGAGAAAAUGUUCUGCUGCCGUUUAGUCAGUCUGGGAUUAUGAUCACGGGUAGCAGUACGGGUAUCAAGGUCUCCACUAAACUCGGAUUUGAAGCUAACUGGAAUGGAGAGGAUGCCUUCAUGGUUGAACUGGACAACAAAUACAGUAACCAAACAUGCGGUCUAUGUGGUGACUUUAAUGGUAUCCAGACAUACAAUGAAUUUGUGCCUAAUGGUAAUCUACUCACAAAUUAUCAGUAUGGAAACCUUCAGAAGGUGAACGGACCAACAGAAAUGUGUCAAGACAUUUUACCUACUUCCACACCCAGCUGCCUUGAUUAUAAACAAUACUGCGAGGAUAUCCUUUUAGGAGAAGCUUUUGCUGACUGCAAUCUCCAGCUUGCAGUUGAACCAUACGUCCAAGCAUGUAUGCAAGACAAGUGUAGUUGCAAUGGGACUUCAAAUCCGUUUUGUUUCUGUCACACAAUUGCCGAAUAUUCCAGGCAAUGCAGUCACUCUGGAGGCCAGCCUAAGGAAUGGAGAACGACAGACCUUUGCUAUAAAACAUGUCCGUACAACAUGGCAUACUUUGAAUGUAGGACUCCUUGUUUCGACACCUGCUCCAAUUUUGACAGAGCUGCACUCUGUAAAGAGCACUGCACUGGUGGCUGUUUCUGUCCUCAAGGAACUGUUUUUGAUGACAUCCAAAAUAGUGGUUGUAUAAAAAUUGAAGACUGUUUCUGUGUUCUUGAUGGCAAAGCCUAUGCACCAAGUGAAUCGUACACUACUGAGUGUCGGACAUGUACAUGCUCAGGGGGUCAGUGGUUAUGCAGUGAUCUUCCUUGCCCUGGUAUAUGUACGCUAAAUGGAGGUUCUCAUGUUACCACAUUUGACAAGAAGGCCUAUACCUUUCAUGGCAACUGUUUCUAUGUCUUCUCAGAGGACUCUGUAAGUAGCAGCUUUGCAGUGGUACCUAAACUAGUCACUUGUGGCAUCACAGAAACUGAAACGUGCUUGAAGAAGGUAUUUAUAUAUCUCAAUGAAAGAACAACGGUUGUUACUGUUACCUCUUCUGGAGCUGUACUGAUAGAUCAUGUGCUCAGAGCUCUGCCCUUCUCAGCAGGGAAUUUUUCUGUCAUGAUGCCUUCUACUUUUUUUAUCAUAAUGGAGACCAGCUUCGGAUUACGCAUAGAGAUACAGCUUCAGCCUCUUAUGCAGAUUGUCUUGAUACUUGACCCUACAUAUAAGGGUCAGACAUUUGGUCUUUGUGGGAAUUUUAAUGAUGACCAGACAGAUGACUUCAAAACAAGAAAUGGUCUUUUGGAGGGAUCGGCCGCAGGUUUUGCCACUUCUUGCAAGGCCCAGUCUGGUUGUAAUGAUGUAACAGAUACUUAUGAAAACCCUUGUACUCUUAGCAUGGAAAAUGAAGAGUAUGCGACUCACUGGUGCUCCUUGCUAACAGACAGUAAUGGAAGAUUUGCUGAAUGCCAUUCUACAGUAGACCCUAAGGGAUAUUAUAAGAACUGCGUAUAUGACAGCUGCAACUGUGAAGAUAGCGAGGAGUGUAUGUGUGCUGCCCUUUCUUCAUAUGUCAGAGCAUGUGUUAAUAAAGGGGUCAUAAUAACCGAAUGGCGAGAAAAUGUGUGUGAAAAGUACGCAAAACUGUGUCCAGAAGGAAUGGUGUAUAGUUACAAUGUAACUUCUUGUGAAAAGAGCUGCCGUGCAUUGAAUUUUCAGGAUGUGACAUGUGAUAUCCAGUUUGCUUCAGUUGAUGGAUGCGUAUGUGAAGAAGGUACCUACCUAACUGAGGAUGACACAUGUGUACCCAAGGAAAGCUGUCCUUGUUACUAUAAGUCAUUAGUUAUACAACCUGGGGAGGUCCUUCAUGACAGUGGAAUUCCAUGCACAUGCACUCAGGGCAAGUUGGACUGCAUUGGAAGUAUUCCUGAAGUCACAGAAUGCAAUGCACCCUUGGUCUAUUUCAACUGUUCGAAUUUUCAGGGUUCUGUUUCUCCUCCUGGGGCAGAUUGUCAGAAAAACUGCAAAACUUUGGACAUGGAAUGUUAUAGCACGGGGUGUGUUUCUGGGUGUGUUUGCCCUGACAAUCUUGUACUCACUGAUAGUGGAGACUGUAUUUAUGAAGAUCAGUGCCCCUGUUACCACAAUGGAGAGGCUUUUCAAGAAGGAGAACAGAUCACCGCAGACUGUAACACUUGCACUUGUGUGGCCAGACAAUGGCAAUGCACAGACAAGAUUUGCCAAGGAACAUGCUCGAUUUAUGGAGAGGGACAUUACAUCACCUUUGAUGGGAAGCGAUUUACCUUCAAUGGAGAAUGUGAAUAUGUUCUGGCACAGGACUACUGUUUCAACAAUGAAGGAUAUGGUACUUUCCGAGUAAUCACAGAGAAUGUUCCCUGCGGAACCACCGGGACUACUUGCUCGAAAGCUAUCAAGAUUGUCUUGGGGAGUACUGAAUUAAGACUCUCAGAUGGAGACUUUCAGGUUGUUAAGAGGGACACCUAUGUGGAUGUGCCAUACAGUAUCAAAUACUUGGGAUUAUUCCUGGCUGUUGAAGCUAGUAACGGAGUCCGUGUUUUCUGGGACAAGAAGACAACUGUGCUGAUUAAGCUAGAACCCACAUUCCAGACAAAUAUCUGUGGCCUCUGUGGAAACUAUAAUGGAAAAACAUUUGAUGACUUUACAACCAGAAGCCAGUCAGUGGUGGUUGACGUGUUUGAGUUAGGCAACAGCUGGAAAGUCUCUACUACCUGUCCAGACAAAACAUCUGAAAGAGACCCUUGUACUGCCAACCCUUACAGACAGGCAUGGGCUAAGAGGCAAUGCAGCAUUAUCAAGAGUAACGUGUUCAGUUCCUGUCAUUCUCAGGUGGACCCAUCAUCGUAUUAUGAUGCUUGUGUCCAGGAUGCGUGUGCCUGUGACACUGGAGGGGACUGUCAGUGUUUCUGCACAGCAGUAGCUGCUUAUGCAACAGCAUGCAAUGGGGCAGGGGUCUGUGUCACCUGGAGAAGCCCGGAGAUAUGCCCUGAAUUCUGUGAAUAUUACAACCCACCCCAUGGAUGUGAAUGGAGUUACAAACCUUGUGGAGCACCAUGCAUGAAAACCUGCAGAAAUCCCGAAGGAAUAUGUUCCAAUGUCCUGCCAGCCAUAGAAGGCUGUUACCCAGAAUGCCCAGAUGACAGGCCAUUCUUCCAAGAGGAAUCAAUGAGUUGUGUCCCUAUUGAAGAAUGUGGUUGCUACGACGAUGUUGGAAAUCAUUACAAAAAUGGGGAAACUGUACCUUCACUGGAAAAUUGUGUAUCUUGUUUAUGCACAAUGAAUGGAAUAAACUGUCAGCAAAAUGACACAGCUUGUUACUGUAACUACGACGGGAAGAAGUACCCCUUUGGAGAAGUAAUCUACCAUACUACGGAUGGUAUGGGAGACUGUAUCCUUGCAAUGUGUGGCCCAAAUGGAACAAUAGAUAGGCAGCUUGAAGCCUGCUCAACUACGGCACCCACAACCACAUUUCACUUUUCUUCCACAACUUCUCAGGGAUAUCCAACAAUAACACCUUCUGAGAUUUCAACCGAGGUAACAAAAACUUCACUCAGCACAGAAGAGAGAUCCACAGAAAGUUCAACAAGCACACAUAUAUCAACAUCUCAGCUGAGAACUCCAUCCACAGCGUAUUCAACAACAGUUCAGAAAGAAAGCAAGCCACCAGCUUCUUUAGCUACAGCAGCAGUAUCUACAUUAACAACACCACCAGCAAGUUCACACACACCAGUUUCAGUAUCGGCAACACCAUCCGCUUCAUCACUUGUAACACCUCAUGGAGAAACUUCAGGAAAAGGUGAAGUAACAACAUCAGUAAUGACUUCUGAAUCAUCUCAAUAUACUCAAAAAAUUAGACCAUCACCAUCACAAACACAAAAAACUUCAGCUGCACAAGAAACCACCACUUCACCGUUGCCAACUCCCUUCACCAAAUCUUCAGCUUCAGAAAAAACAACACCAGUAAUAAUCUCAGAAACAACUGGAGUAUCAACUGAGAUAACAGAAACAUCACCAGGUACAGUGCAGAGAGUUACACAUAGUUCUGCAGUAAGUGAACAGACAAUCCCGUCAUAUCCAAGAUCUUCUCCAGAGGGACAGUCAACAUCCCCAUCAGAAAAGAGCAAACCAUAUGUUUCUCCAAGUUUGACUGCAGAAACAUUACUGACCUCACCACUAGUAGUAUCACAAACAGCUGUUUCAGAAACUGGACCAUCAUAUGUUUCUUCACCAUCAACAACUUCAGUAGCAAGCAAGCCUCCAUCUCCUCCAACUGUAACUGCAGUUACCGAAAAAACACCACAAAUAUUAAUCUCAGAAACAGCUAGAGUCUCAACUGAGAUAACAGAAACAUCACCAGGUACAGUACAGAGAGUUACACAUAGUCCUGCAGUAAGUGAACAGACAACUCCAUCAUAUCCAAGAUCUUCUCCAGAGGGACAGUCAACAUCACCUUCAGAAAGAAGCAAACCAUAUGUUUCCCCAAGUGUGACAGCAGAAACAUUACUUACCUCACCACCAAUAGUAUCACAAACUGCUGUAUCAGAAACUGGACCUUCAUAUGUUUCUUCUCCAGAAACAUCCCCAGAAAAAUCUGCAGCACCAUCAACCACUUCAGUAGUAAGCAAGCCUCCAUCUCCUCCAACUGUAACUGCAGUUACAGAGAAAACAACACCAAUAUUAAUCUCAGAAACAGCUAGAGUCUCAACUGAGAUAACAGAAACAUCACCAGGUACAGCACAGAGAGUUACACACAGUCCUGCAGUAAGUGAACAGACAACUCCAUCAUAUCCAAGAUCUUCUCCAGAGGGACAGUCAACAUUACCUUCAGAAAAAAGCAAACCAUAUGUUUCUCCAAGUGUGACAGCAGAAACAUUACUGACCUCACCACUGAUAGUAUCACAAACUGCUGUAUCAGAAACAGGACCAUCAUAUGUUUCUUCUCCAGAAACAUCCCCAGGGAAAUCUGCAGCACCAUCAACCACUUCAGUAGUCAGCAAGCCUCCAUCUCCUCCAACUGUAACUGCAGUUACAGAGAAAUCAACACCAGUAUUAAUCACAGAAACAGCUAGAGCCUCAACUGAGAUAACAGAAACAUCACCAGGUACAGUACAGAGAGUUACAUAUAGUCCUGUAGUAAGUGAGCAGACAACUCCAUCAUAUCCAAGAUCUUCUCCAGAGGGACAGUCAACAUCACCUUCAGAAAGGAGCAAACCAUAUGUUUCUCCAAGUGUGACUGCAGAAACAUUACUGACCUCACCACCAGAAGUAUCACAAACAGCUGUUUCAGAAACCGGACCAUCUUAUGUUUCUUCACCAGAAACAUCCCCAGGGAAAUCUGCAGUACCAUCAACCACUUCAGUAGUAAGUAAGCCUCCGUCUCCUCCAACUGCAACUGCUGCUACAGAGAAAACAACACCAAUAUUAAUCUCAGAAACAGCUAGAGUCUCAACUGAGAUAACAGAAACAUCACCAGGUACAGUGCAAAGAGUUACACAUAGUCCUGCAGUAAGUGAACAGACAACUCCAUCAUAUCCAAGAUCUUCUCCAGAGGUGCAGUCAACAUCACCUUCAGAAAGAAGCAAACCAUAUGUUUCUCCAAGUGUGACUACAGAAACAUUACUGACCUCACCACCAAUAGUAUCACAAACUGCUGUAUCAGAAACCGGACCAUCCUAUGUUUCUUCUCCAGAAACAUCACCAGGGAAAUCUGUAGCCCCAUCAACCACUUCAGUAGUAAGCAAGCCUCCAUCUCCUCCAACUGUAACUGCAGUUACAGAGAAAACAACACCAAUAUUAAUCUCAGAAACAGCUAGAGUCUCAACUGAGAUAACAGAAACAUCACCAGGUACAGUGCAGAGAGUUACACAUAGUCCUGCAAUAAGUGGACAGACAACUCCAUCAUAUCCAAGAUCUUCUCCAGAGGGACAGUCAACAUCACCUUCAGAAAAAAGCAAACCAUAUGUUUCUCCAAGUGUGACAGCAGAAACAUUACUGACCUCACCACCAAUAGUAUCACAAACUGCUGUAUCAGAAACUGGACCAGCCUAUGUUUCUUCUCCAGAAACAUCCCCAGGGAAAUCUGCAGCACCAUCAUCCACUUCAGUAGUAAGUAAGCCUCCAUCUCCUCCAACUGUAACUGCAGUUACAGAGAAAACAACACCAGUAUUAAUCUCAGAAACAGCUAGAGUCUCAACUGAGAUAACAGAAACAUCACCAGGUACAGUGCAGAGAGUUACACAUAGUCCUGCAGUAAGUGAACAGACAACUCCAUCAUAUCCAAGAUCUUCUCCAGAGGGACAGUCAACAUCACCUUCAGAAAGAAGCAAACCAUAUGUUUCUCCAAGUGUGACUGCAGAAACAUUACUGACCUCACCACCAGAAGUAUCACAAACAGCUGUUUCAGAAACCGGACCAUCUUAUGUUUCUUCACCAGAAACAUCCCCAGGGAAAUCUGCAGUACCAUCAACCACUUCAGUAGUAAGUAAGCCUCCAUCUCCUCCAACUGCUGCUACAGAGAAAACAACACCAAUAUUAAUCUCAGAAACAGCUAGAGUCUCAACUGAGAUAACAGAAACAUCACCAGGUACAGUGCAAAGAGUUACACAUAGUCCUGCAGUAAGUGAACAGACAACUCCAUCAUAUCCAAGAUCUUCUCCAGAGGGACAGUCAACAUCACCUUCAGAAAGAAGCAAACCAUAUGUUUCUCCAAUACCAUCAUCCACUUCAGUAGUAAGUAAGCCUCCAUCUCCUCCAACUGUAACUGCAGUUACAGAGAAAACAACACCAGUAUUAAUCUCAGAAACAGCUAGAGUCUCAACUGAGAUAACAGAAACAUCACCAGGUACAGUGCAGAGAGUUACACAUAGUCCUGCAGUAAGUGAACAGACAACUCCAUCAUAUCCAAGAUCUUCUCCAGAGGGACAGUCAACAUCACCUUCAGAAAGAAGCAAACCAUAUGUUUCUCCAAGUGUGACUGCAGAAACAUUACUGACCUCACCACCAGAAGUAUCACAAACAGCUGUUUCAGAAACCGGACCAUCUUAUGUUUCUUCACCAGAAACAUCCCCAGGGAAAUCUGCAGUACCAUCAACCACUUCAGUAGUAAGUAAGCCUCCAUCUCCUCCAACUGCAACUGCUGCUACAGAGAAAACAACACCAAUAUUAAUCUCAGAAACAGCUAGAGUCUCAACUGAGAUAACAGAAACAUCACCAGGUACAGUGCAAAGAGUUACACAUAGUCCUGCAGUAAGUGAACAGACAACUCCAUCAUAUCCAAGAUCUUCUCCAGAGGGACAGUCAACAUCACCUUCAGAAAGAAGCAAACCAUAUGUUUCUCCAAUACCAUCAUCCACUUCAGUAGUAAGUAAGCCUCCAUCUCCUCCAACUGUAACUGCAGUUACAGAGAAAACAACACCAGUAUUAAUCUCAGAAACAGCUAGAGUCUCAACUGAGAUAACAGAAACAUCACCAGGUACAGUGCAGAGAGUUACACAUAGUCCUGCAGUAAGUGAACAGACAACUCCAUCAUAUCCAAGAUCUUCUCCAGAGGGACAGUCAACAUCACCUUCAGAAAGAAGCAAACCAUAUGUUUCUCCAAGUGUGACUGCAGAAACAUUACUGACCUCACCACCAGAAGUAUCACAAACAGCUGUUUCAGAAACCGGACCAUCUUAUGUUUCUUCACCAGAAACAUCCCCAGGGAAAUCUGCAGUACCAUCAACCACUUCAGUAGUAAGUAAGCCUCCAUCUCCUCCAACUGCAACUGCUGCUACAGAGAAAACAACACCAAUAUUAAUCUCAGAAACAGCUAGAGUCUCAACUGAGAUAACAGAAACAUCACCAGGUACAGUGCAAAGAGUUACACAUAGUCCUGCAGUAAGUGAACAGACAACUCCAUCAUAUCCAAGAUCUUCUCCAGAGGGACAGUCAACAUCACCUUCAGAAAGAAGCAAACCAUAUGUUUCUCCAAGUGUGACUGCAGAAACAUUACUGACCUCACCACCAGAAGUAUCACAAACAGCUGUUUCAGAAACCGGACCAUCUUAUGUUUCUUCACCAGAAACAUCCCCAGGGAAAUCUGCAGUACCAUCAUCCACUUCAGUAGUAAGUAAGCCUCCAUCUCCUCCAACUGUAACUGCAGUUACAGAGAAAACAACACCAGUAUUAAUCUCAGAAACAGCUAGAGUCUCAACUGAGAUAACAGAAACAUCACCAGGUACAGUGCAGAGAGUUACACAUAGUCCUGCAGUAAGUGAACAGACAACUCCAUCAUAUCCAAGAUCUUCUCCAGAGGGACAGUCAACAUCACCUUCAGAAAGAAGCAAACCAUAUGUUUCUCCAAGUGUGACUGCAGAAACAUUACUGACCUUACCACCAGAAGUAUCACAAACAGCUGUUUCAGAAACCGGACCAUCUUAUGUUUCUUCACCAGAAACAUCCCCAGGGAAAUCUGUAGCCCCAUCAACCACUUCAGUAGUAAGCAAGCCUCCAUCUCCUCCAACUGUAACUGCAGUUACAGAGAAAACAACACCAAUAUUAAUCUCAGAAACAGCUAGAGUCUCAACUGAGAUAACAGAAACAUCACCAGGUACAGUGCAGAGAGUUACACAUAGUCCUGCAAUAAGUGGACAGACAACUCCAUCAUAUCCAAGAUCUUCUCCAGAGGGACAGUCAACAUCACCUUCAGAAAAAAGCAAACCAUAUGUUUCUCCAAGUGUGACAGCAGAAACAUUACUGACCUCACCACCAAUAGUAUCACAAACUGCUGUAUCAGAAACUGGACCAGCCUAUGUUUCUUCUCCAGAAACAUCCCCAGGGAAAUCUGCAGCACCAUCAUCCACUUCAGUAGUAAGUAAGCCUCCAUCUCCUCCAACUGUAACUGCAGUUACAGAGAAAACAACACCAGUAUUAAUCUCAGAAACAGCUAGAGUCUCAACUGAGAUAACAGAAACAUCACCAGGUACAGUGCAGAGAGUUACACAUAGUCCUGCAGUAAGUGAACAGACAACUCCAUCAUAUCCAAGAUCUUCUCCAGAGGGACAGUCAACAUCACCUUCAGAAAGAAGCAAACCAUAUGUUUCUCCAAGUGUGACAGCAGAAUCAUUACUGACCUCACCACCAAUAGUAUCACAAACUGCUGUAUCAGAAACCAGACCAUCAUAUGUUUCUUCUCCAGAAACAUCCCCAGGGAAAUCUGCAGCACCAUCAUCCACUUCAGUAGUAAGCAAGCCUCCAUCUCCUCCAACUGUAACUGCAGUUACAGAGAAGACAACACCAGUAUUACUCUCAGGAACAACUAGAGUUUCAACUGAGAUAACAGAAACAUCACCAGGUACAGUGCAGAGAGUUACACAUAGUCCUGCAGUAAGUGAACAGACAACUCCAUCAUAUCCAAGAUCCUCUCCUGAGGGACAAUCAACAUCCCCAACAGAAAGGAGCAAACCAUAUGUUUCUCCAAGUGUGACUGCAGAAACAUUACUGACCUCACCACUAGUAGUAUCACCAACAGCUGUUUCAGAAACUGAACCAUCAUAUGUCUCUUCACCAGAAAUAUCCCCAGGGAAAUCUGCAGCACCAUCACCAACUUCAGUAGUAAGCAAGCCCCCAUCUCCUCCAACUGUAACUGCAGUUACAGAAAAAACAACACCAGUAUUAUUCUCAGAAACAACUAGAGUCUCAACUGAGAUAACAGAAACAUCACCAGGUACAGUACAAAGAGUUACACAUAGUCCUGCUGUAAGUGAACAGACAACUCCAUCAUAUCCAAGAUCUUCUCCAGAGGGACAGUCGACAUCUCCUUCAGAAAGGAGCAAACCAUAUCUUUCUCCAAGUAUGACUGCAGAAACCUUACUGACCUCACCACCAAUAGUAUCACAAACAGCUGUUUCAGAAACCGGACCAUCAUAUGUUUCUUCACCGGAAACAUCCCCAGGGAAAUCUGCAGCACCAUUAGCCACUUCAGUAGUAAGCAAGCCUCCAUCUCCUCCAACUGUAACUGCAAUUACAGAGAAAACAACACCAGUAUUAAUCUCAGAAACAACUAGAGUCUCAACUGAGAUAACUGAAACAUCACCAGGUACAGUGCAGAGAGUUACACAUAGUCCUGCAGUAAGUGAACAGACAACUCCAUCAUAUCCAAGAUCUUCUCCAGAGGGACAGUCAACAUCACCUUCAGAAAAAAGCAAACCAUAUGUUUCUCCAAGUGUGACUGCAGAAACCUUACUGACCUCACCACCAAUAGUAUCACAAACAGCUGUUUCAGAAACCGGACCAUCAUAUAUUUCUUCACCAGAAACAUCCCCAGGGAAAUCUGUAGCACCAUCAGUCACUUCAUUACUUAGCACGUCCUUGCCACGUUUUUCCACUGUAACUUCCAAAGCAACAGAGCUCUCAAGUAGGAUAUCACAAUCUUCACCUGGUAUUACUGAGAAUAUUCCAUCUAGUUUAGUUACAAGUGUGAUUACAAAAAUAUCAUUAACAACACCACCUGUAGCUUCUCAAACAGCAGUUUCAGAAACUGUCCUGCCAUCUACCUCCCCACAUGAAACAGUCCCUGGAGAGUUUACAGUACAAUCGACUCCUUCAAUAACAAGUGAAUCUUCACAUGCAAUACUGACAUCAUCUUUGUCAACUGCUUCCAUGUCAUCGGUGAUAACGUCAGAGUCUGUAAUACCACCAACAGCCAAUAAAACAACUUUUGGACCCAUGUCUUCUACUGUAACGAAAGUUACUGCAAAAUGCUUCUGUAUAGUAAACAGCAUAUAUUUUUUUCCUGGGGAGACCAUCUAUAACAAAACAGAUAAAUCAGGCUGGUGUUACUCUGCCUUGUGCAGUGAGAACUGCGAAAUUGAAAAGCACAACGAACCAUGUAUGAGCCCUACAACAGUUCCUGCUACAACAGUUCCUGUUACAAUAGUUCCUGCUACAACAGUUCCUGUUACUUCUGUCUCACCAUCUACAGUCAGCACUCCAGCAGCAACAGAGUCCCCUUCAACACCAGCAUCAACAGUUUCAUAUGACUGCAACAACCUUGUUCCACCAAGAAAGUACAAUGAAACAUGGGUGGUAGACAAGUGUACCAAUGCAACAUGCUUGGGAGAUUGUGUGUACAUGACACGUGUAACAUGCCCAGCUACAGAGACAGUCACUUGCAUUAGUGGUCGCCCACCUGUUGAAGUAUAUGAUGACUCUGGUUGCUGCUUCAAGUAUGAAUGUGAAGAUGUCUGCAGUGGAUGGGCCAAAUCUCACUUUAUGACCUUCAAUGGUACAUAUUAUAAUUUCCAAGGAGACUGUUCUUAUGUCUUAAUGAAGGAAAUCAGAUCAACAUUCAACCUUCAAAUUAAUAUGAUCAACAAUUACUGUGCUGCAUGGACUGGAACCUCCUGCCCGCAGGCUAUUGAGAUCUUAUACGGCCCCUCAAAAGUGUUGAUUUCGCAACAGAAUCUUAAUGGAAAACAGUCUGACCUGGUGCUUUUCAAUCAGAAGAAGGUUACACCAGCGUUUGAAAAUGAGGGCAUACGGAUCACUAGUGCUAGUAUGGAUAUAACUGUUCAAAUAUCUGAAUUGGGAACUGAUGUCACAUUUAGCCAGCAACAUUUUGCAAUGAAGAUUCCUCAGACCAAGUUUGCAGGCAAUACAGAAGGGCUUUGUGGUACAUAUUCAAGCGAGAGCAGUGAAGGAUGCCGAAUGCCAGAUGGUACAACAGCUCACAGUUGCUCCGAGAUGGCAGAAAACUGGCGUAUUCCUGAUAAGAACAAUCCAUACUGUCAGUCUAUAUCACCAACAACUACCUUACCUCCUUUACAAACUGUUUCACCUAUUGCACCACCACCAAGUUCAUCUCUUGCACCAGGAACGGGCUCACCUCUUGUACCUAGUGGUUUACCUAGUAUCUCAAGCAUGCUACCUGCAGCAUCUUCUCAAGUUCCUGGCAUAGCAACAAAUGUACCUAUUGGUUCGAAUGGCUUAUCUAAUGCACCAAGUGGCUCACCUACUAGUUUAGCAAAGACAGGUUUACCUAAUUUGCCAAGUGGUUUAUCCACAGUACCACAUGGCAUACCUACUGGGGCCACUGGUUUGCCUAGUGGAUCAUCUGAAUUACCUAAUGUACCAUCAGGUCUACCUCUUGUAACAGCUGGCUUACCUUCUGGACAAGCUAGCUCAGUUAAUGUACCAUCUGGCCUACCUACUGGAUCAACAGUACCAAAUGUACCAUCUAGUCUGCCUUAUGUAUCCACUGGCUUACCUUCUGGACCAUCUAGCCCAAUUAAUGUACCAUCGGGCUUACCUACUGGAUCAGAAGGAUCUGCUAAUAUACCAUCUGGUCUACCUCAUGUAACAACUAGCUUACCUUCUGGGCAAGCUAGCUCAGUUAACGGUUUACCUACUGGACCUGGCUUACCAAAUGUACCAUCAAGUCUGCCUUAUGUACCAACUAGCUUACCAGCUAACUCAGUUAAUGUACCAUCUGCCUUACCUACUGGGUCAGCAGGAUCUGUUAAUGUACCAUCUGGAUUGCCUUAUGUAACAUCUGGCUUACCUUCUGGACCAGCUACCUCAGUUAAUGUACCAUCUGCCUUACCUACUGGGUCAGCAGGAUCUGUUAAUGUACCAUCUGGAUUGCCUUAUGGAACAUCUGGCUUACCUUCUGGAUCAGUUAGCUCAGUUAAUGUGCCAUCUGGUUUACCUACUGGAUCAGCAGGAUCUGUUAAUGUACCAUCUGGAUUGCCUUAUGGAACAUCUGGCUUACCUUCUGGAUCAGUUAGCUCAGUUAAUGUGCCAUCUGGUUUACCUACUGGAUCUGGCUUAAUUAAUGUACCAUCUGCUCUGCCUUAUGUAACAACUAGGUUGUCUUCUGGAUUAGCUAGCUCACUUAAUGUACCAUCUUCCUUACCCGCUGGAUCUGCUACCUCAGCUUAUGUACCAGGUGCUUUAUCCACCACAAUCUCAGGUUUGCCUACAGCAUCAUCCCGUUUACCUGCUAUAGCAACUAGCCUACCUAAUAUACCAGUGAGUUUACCUGCUGGAUCAGUUACCUUAUCUAGUGUACCAUCUGGCAUACAAACUGGAUCACCCAUCUUACCUAAUGUUCCAACUGGUGCAGCUAGUGUUUCAGUAAGUUUAUCUAAUAUACCAACACAUUUACAGACUGGAUCAGUAAUCUUUCCCACAAGGUCCUCUAGCUUACCCAAUUCACCAGCUGGAUUACCUAAUGGAACAGCACCUUCACCAGGUGUAUCAGCUAGUUUGCCAGCUGGAUCAGGUGGCCUGCACACAGAGUCUACUGGCAUCCCCAGUCCAGUAAGUAGCUCACCUAAUGUUCCAUCUGGCUUGAUAACUAACUCAGCCAGUUUAUCCAGCAUAGCAGCUGGUUUAGCUAGUGAAACUACUGGAUUACCUCAUGUGCAAACUUCCCUUCAAAACAGAACAUCUAACUUACCUUAUGCAUCAACAGUUUUACAGAGCACGCUAACUAGCCAGCCUGCUGGAUCAAGUGGUCAGUCACACUUAUCGACAGUUUUAUCUUUUGCAACAAAUGGUACGUCUCCUGUGGCAGUCACAACUAAACCAACCUGCAGCACCCCUUUACCUCUCUGCAGCCUCAUUACGAGCAGUGUAUUUUCAGAAUGCCAUAAACUGAUUUCUCCAGAGCCAUUCUACCAGGCCUGUGCAAAGGAUGGGUGUAAACUUUCCACGGCCUCACCACAAUUCAGUAAUAAGACAUCCACAGAAGACUGUACCACACUGCAGGCAUAUGCAUCAACUUGUGCCCACCUUGGAGUCUGCAUUGACUGGAGAGGACAGACAGGAGGAAAAUGUGAAAUGCAGUGUCCAUCUGGUAAGGAGUACAAAGCAUGUGGCCCAAAGGUGCAACCUACCUGUAAUUCAGGAUAUAAUGACAAGUAUGUACAAUCUGAUGAUGAUAAUUAUGCUGAAGGAUGUUUCUGUCAAGAUGGAAAAAUCCUUUUCAACACGUAUUUGGACAUCUGUGUCUCCACCUGCGGUUGCACAGGGCCCGAUGGAAUGCCAAGAGAGCCUGGGGACACAUGGAAGAGCAACUGUCUGGACUGCCAAUGUGACAACAUUACGAUGACUGUCCAGUGCAAGCCACGUGCAUGUUACCCCUCUUCUAAUACAUGUACCCAGGAAGGAUUUGUACCCAUUACUGUGAAAGACCCAGAAAAUCCUUGCUGUAACAAAACUGAAUGCAGAUGCAAUACAAGUUUGUGUUCCAAAACUCCUCAGGGCUGUAAGCCAGGAUUUCAUGUGGUGGCUACACUUCCUGAAGCUGCCUGCUGCACUGUGUACAAAUAUGAGCCGAAGGGUGUCUGCGUUUUUAACGACACUGAAUACGAGCCAAAUGCAGUCAUUCCACAAAACACUUGUGAUAAGUGUUACUGCAGCAAAACUACUGAUCCUGUAACACAGCUGAACAACAUUGUCUGCGCUCCUGUACAGUGUGAUAAAUCCUGCAAGCCAAGCUUUGAAUAUCGGACUGUCCCUGGAAAAUGCUGUGGAGAGUGCAUCCAGACAAGCUGCCUUAUUGUCCUGCCGAACAAUAGCACACAACUGCUCAAGCCUGGCGAAAAGUGGUCACCCUCUAAUGACAACUGCACUCAGUAUACCUGUACCUUGGUUAAUGGUCAGUAUAUUCUACUCACCAACAAGAAGCAGUGUCCCCCAUUCACUGCCUCGGAGUGUGCCCAGGGUUCUGUUGUAUGGGAUUCUGCUGGCUGCUGUGCAAAAUGUAACUCUACAAUCAAGAAAUGUGGAGUUCAGAAAAAAAUGGACUUUAUCACUUACAAUGGCUGUACAUCUACAAAAGCUGUGUUGAUAACCUCGUGUCAGGGAGCCUGUGUCACAUCAUCUUAUCUAACGUUUGGCCCAGAAGUGAUAACAUCAAAAUGGUGGUUGUUCUGGACGACAUCUCAACUGAAAUAUACAAUGCAAGCCACAGAAAUAGAGAGUGCCUGUACUUGCUGUCAGCAAACUAAGUACCACCUUGUAGAUGUGGAGCUCACCUGUCCAGAAAAACAAGGGAAGAAAGUCAAGUUCUCUUACAUUUAUAUUGAUGAAUGUGGCUGUUCUACCGUACCAUGCUCUGAGAGCUAAUCACCAGGUGGACAGGACAACAGAAUAAAGAACAAAGAAUCGUUACUACACAAAUGAGACAAACAAAUUGAAUCAAUAUUUAUAUAGCAGAAAAUAUAUUUGUGAGUUGUGUAGGUAUAUUUAAGGCAGUGUUGUAUAUUUCUUCUCUCAAGAUUUUUUUGCCAUUGUUAUUCAUUUUUUUUCUUUGUAAAGAGUAGAUGUUUGAGUCAGAGUUCCACCUUUGGCAGUCUGAAGAAGGCUCUUUGUAUAAGUUUCAAUAAAGAGGAAAUCUGCCUUCUUCAAAUAUGUGAAUAAGCACAAUUUCUAAGUGAAUAAAUUUAAAUUGCAUAAAA